Molecule: messenger RNA, 435 nt
Organism: Macadamia integrifolia
Lineage: Eukaryota; Viridiplantae; Streptophyta; Magnoliopsida; Proteales; Proteaceae
Product: LOB domain-containing protein 24-like
Exons: 1
Coding region: 1-435 (144 amino acids)
Source: RefSeq, a predicted model, not a curated record
AUGAGUGAGAAAAAGGUUAAUGGAGGUGAGAAAGCUUGUGCUGCAUGCAAGCAUCAGUUGAGAUCAAAGUGUCACAAAAAUUGUAUAUUAGCCCCAUACUUCCCAAUUUCUCAAUAUCAAGACUUUAUGAUUGUCAAAAAGCUCUUUGGUGUGGACAGCCUCACAAGGAUCCUGAAUGAAAUAGAGCCUGACCAGAGAAAGGAAGCCAUUAAGUCAAUGGUGAUCGAGUCCAAGGCAAGGAAGGAUGAUCCUGUGGAAGGUAUUGUAGGUAUCAUCAACAAACUUCAAACCCAAAUACAGUCUUGUGAGAAUGAGCUUGCGAUUGUUAACCAACAGCUUAGUUAUUGCAAACAAAGAGAACAGUUACAGAGCCAGGAUGAAGUAACCCUUGCAACACAUUUUAAGUUCAAAGAUGCUGGAGAAUCCAGCAGGUAG